Sinocyclocheilus anshuiensis is the source of this 2952-nucleotide messenger RNA. Its product is annotated as chromatin assembly factor 1 subunit B-like. The record is from RefSeq and is a predicted model, not a curated record. Gene Ontology annotation, biological process: nucleosome assembly; DNA replication-dependent chromatin assembly. Gene Ontology annotation, cellular component: nucleus; CAF-1 complex. The transcript is spliced from 14 exons. NCBI's taxonomy places the organism in Eukaryota, Metazoa, Chordata, Actinopteri, Cypriniformes, Cyprinidae. The coding region runs from base 179 to 2020 and encodes 613 amino acids. Gene Ontology annotation, molecular function: protein binding.
ACGUCGGAUUUUUGGUGUGGGAUCUGGCAACCCUCGAUACCGGAAGUGCUCAUUCUCGGAAAGCUGCGCGGGAAAGGCGUCUGUUUGGGUGAAGGCGGGAGAGAUACACGGACGGAGCAACUGUUGAACAAUUGUUACGACUUUUGCCAUUUCAGUUGUCGAGGUAACUGGUGUCAGGAUGAAGGUGGUAACCUGUGAGAUUGCCUGGCAUAAUAAGGAGCCGGUGUACAGUAUGGAUUUCCAGCAGAGUGGUGAGGGAAAGACACAGCGGCUAGCUACAGCUGGGGUGGACACCACAGUACGGAUGUGGCGUGUGGAUAAAGGGCCUGAUGGGAAGGCGGUCGUUGAGUUUUUGUCUAACUUGGCACGACACACUAAAGCAGUGAACGUAGUGCGGUUCUCACCCACAGCUGAGAUCUUGGCUUCUGGAGGGGAUGAUGCUGCAAUCUUGCUUUGGAAACUGAAUGAUAAUAAGGAGCCUGAACAAACCCCGACUUUUCAGGAGAAUGAAGAUGAUCAACUCAAUAAAGAGAGCUGGAGUGUGGUCAAGACACUGAGGGGACAUAUUGAGGAUGUAUAUGAUAUCUCAUGGACCAGCGAUGGGAACUUCAUGGUUUCGGGCUCUGUGGACAACACUGCCAUCAUGUGGGAUGUCAACAAGGGUCAAAAGAUGUGCAUUUUUAAUGAUCAUAAGAGUUAUGUGCAAGGAGUAGCAUGGGACCCACUUGGACAGUAUAUCAGCACAUUAAGCUGUGACAGGGUUAUGCGUGUGUACAGUGCUCACAACAGGAAAAAAGCUUACAGUGUGAGUAAGAUGACCUCAGCCGCAGCUGCAGACGGAGAGGUGAAGAACUACAGAAUGUUCCAUGAUGACAGCAUGAGAUCUUUCUUCAGACGUCUCGCAUUCACACCUGAUGGGUCAUUCCUCCUUGCUCCAGCCGGGUGUGUCGAGGCUGGAGAGAAUGUCACAAACACAACAUACGUAUUCUCCAGAAAAAGCUUUAAAAGGCCCAUUGCUCAUCUGCCGUGUCCAUCUAAAGCGACACUGGCUGUGCGCUGCAGCCCAGUGUACUAUGAGCUGAGGACGAAAACAGCUGAAGGUGGUUCACUGAAGCCAGUGUCAAACACGUUGAAUUUGCCAUAUCGGCUGGUGUUCGCGGUUGCAUCGGAAGACUCAAUCUUCUUUUAUGACACACAACAGGCACUGCCGUUUGGAUACGUGUCCAACAUCCACUACCACACGCUGAGUGAUCUCAGCUGGUCUCGUGAUGGCUCCUUCUUGGCAGUGUCAUCUACUGACGGCUACUGUUCCUUCGUGUCGUUUGAGGAAGGGGAGCUAGGCACCCCACUGAAAGAGCGACCUCCACUGGAGAUGGUGACUCCAUCCUCUACUAAUGAGAAGAAAGGCAAGAGACUCUCCGCUAAUGGCAGGACUGCUUCCCCGGUCCCUCGCCAGGCCAACACACCUGCUGCACAGGAAAAGGAGAAAGAGGGAUCUGCUGGCCCCGCGUCCUCCAAGACCCCCAGCGUGUCUGGUCCAGAAGAGAAACGCACACCUCAAGCACUGAAAACCAAACCUCAGGCUAGAAGGAUCACACUCAAUACCCUGGAAGGCUGGGGCAAACCCAACACCCCCAAAUCACCGGCAACUGCCCCCAGUACAGCCCCCAACACACCCAAAUCUGCUCCCUCCACCCCUGGAUCCAGCAGAGGACCCCUUACACCUCUUACAGCCCCUAGCACUCCCCUGGGACCCCUCAACUCCAAAAAUACCACAACUCCAAAAGGACCAACUCCUCGACGAAUUUCAUUGACUCCAGUUGUCUCCAAAUCCCCCACUGCUUUUGUCACCCCAUCUUCCACUGAGAAAGCCAAACAUGAGAGACCAUCUCCCCCCAGCGACCCAGCAUGCAAACCUCCUGAAUCCAAGAGGUCCAAGACUGAUGUUACCAGUGGUUCUGCCCAGAGCAGUGAGCACAAAGUGGACACAGAACCCAGCGUCAAACCCCAAGAACCCUAAACACUGAAUGUGGUUUUGUCUCUCUUUAUUAGCAAUCUCAUCCUCAGAGUACACUCAUAAACCAAUAACUUAAACAACCUGAUCCCAUGGACAUAUGGAGUUGCAUACUAUGUUUCUGAAACUCAUCUUCGCUUUCAUUUUCAAUGUUUGUCAAUUUUCUAUUUGAAGAGAAAAAAUUACAUGUAAUUAUUCUCUAUAACCACCUACUCCCUCGUGACUGAAAUUCCUUUUUUAUCUUAUGGACAGAAAUAUUUUACUUUUGUACCAUCUGUUUGAAUUUUCUUCAUAAAGAUUCUUAAGAAUGGGGAGAUUGCUUGAGACUGAGAUCAGAAGCAGGUUAUUGCUACACAAGCAGAUUAUUGCACUUAUCUUGAAAUAUUGAGUGAGAAAACUCAUAUAAAUUUCAUACAAGUUAAAAGAACAGGUCAGGUUAUUUAAACAUAACUAAAAUGAGCUUUAAGGCAAAAUGACAGUAACUUGUUUUACACUUCCUAAUUUUGUGUUUCCAUUUAGAACCCAUUUCAGAACUAAUAUAAAUGGCACUCAAUGCAUUUAAAGCAUUUUUUAUAAAGUUUGAAUCAAGAUUUUUUUUCCCCCAAAGUUCACAUUUAUUAUAUCUUUUUGUUAAAUAUGGAUGAACGGGGUGAGGGCAAUAUUAAAAGUAGCAGUCGGGAUCUUCUGUGGCCACCAGCUGCUAUAAAUACUAUAGUGCAUCUUUUCCACAUGGACUGCACCAGUUUUCCACCAAGGCAAUUGCAAGUUCUUGAACAUGGGAGGACACAAGAUUACAUGUGGUAUUGCAAAGAUGAUCAGCUGUCUUAGGCAUCUUGUGUUAUGGACAUUGCAGUUUUUUGCUCUGGCCACCUGCAGUUGUCAUGUUCUCCUUACAGCAAAAGUAUGGCAUGUUCAGGGAGCCUGGGCAUCUUUUGGUG